AUGUGUGAGAUAUACAAUUGCUAUCUGUGCAAACAAAAUCGGCGACGAUUUUGCGAGGACCUUCAAGUUACGGAGGAAGGUGACAGCUUUCCUGACGGACACGAGAUUUUUAACGUUCCCGACGGUACCUACGGAUGUACCACUUGCGUCUUGCUCAGUGGAGUUAUCACACAACUAAGAGCUCUGCUCUUCCGCGAACCAUGGAGGGCAUGUGGAAGCGCCCUUGAAACUCCGGAGAAGCUUCCUUGGGAAGUGGAUCAGCGCGAAGAUACUGACAGUGAAGGCGAUGGAUACUCCAGGGAAGAUCGACAGGCCAUCCGGAAAGAGGCGGAGAGGGCGGUGAGAAGGAGAUGGAAUCAGAUGAAGCAUGAACAAUCAGAUCCAAACGACCAAGAGCUGAUAGUGGCAUAUGAGAAUUUGAGCACCACCGAACCAAAGAGCAGAACCAGGCGCAGGCGCAGACGACGUGGGUUCUUUCGACGAGUGAAACAGCAGAAUACUGUUUACUUACUUACAGCAGUCAACAAAAUGUGCCGCCGUUCAGUUAGAAUGCCAGUGACAGUCAAAGCACAAGGCAACAGAAUGGCGAAGCAAGGACGAUCAAGGUCAGCCAUCAAGGCCAAGGGCGAAGAGACCAGUUCGGUCAAACACACACCAAAGCGAAAGAGAUUCACUCGGCUACCACACACACUGAUGCCAUGGAAGAUGAAGAAGAAACUCAAUACCGUCCUGGAUGGGUUCCUGAGGAUGACAUUCCCAACUUCACGCUGUCGUUGCUGCAGCAAGAAGGAAGGCCGCAUUUACUCCCAAAAAUGCGCAAACAGGUCGUACCGGUUCUUCGACCCAACAAACAUCGAGAGCUUCAAAUACGUAUAUGGGCUCCAUGGUUCUCAGGUAUACUGGCAUCGUAUCAUCGGUGAUCUCCAAGCUCAAGUGGAGCUAUUGCGGGCAAAGCAUAGGGAAGCAAGCACGCAUCUCUGUUUGGGGAAAAUGGUGAACAUUAAGGAAAUGGAGGAGACGAUCGAUUUCUGGACCAAGGCAAUCCCUCGAGCGGAGAAGCAGAUGCAGAAACAUUAUACCGACAGUUUGUGGACGGCUCCCCAACUGAACCCAGCACAAUGUUACGACAUGUGUGUAUGUAUCGUGGUACCAGGACCGAAUUGGCGUCGAGAAGGUCAGACGCGGGAUAUCUGGGUAAGGAGGAUAAGUUCGCUUUGCCUGGGGGAAGAGGGUCGAAAGGCCUCGGAUCAGGAACGCCAACAGAGGACUUUGAAAUAUGCGAGGAUGGCCAUGGAUGAUCUCCGCUUUGUGAAAACGGACGGGACAAUUCUCAGGGUGUCGAAAACGCCUUUCGACUAUAGGUGGUUCCAAUUGCGCAACGCAAAAGCGGCUGCAAGGCUUAGACGGCGAAGGAACCCAAACCCAACAGGAAAGUCGGCAGCCAGAGACUUCCUUGAUCGGGGGACAUAUCUUCACAAACCUAGCCCAUUGAGGGAGUGUUGGGUGGCGGAAGACUCGGAAGAGGAUGAGGUGGUUUUGUCUCGCUGA
Messenger RNA from Exophiala mesophila, 1548 nucleotides. RefSeq lists its product as uncharacterized. Bases 1 to 1548 code for a protein of 515 amino acids. The transcript is spliced from 2 exons. The record is from RefSeq and is a predicted model, not a curated record. NCBI's taxonomy places the organism in Eukaryota, Fungi, Ascomycota, Eurotiomycetes, Chaetothyriales, Herpotrichiellaceae.